Messenger RNA from Psylliodes chrysocephalus, 2148 nucleotides. The record is from the annotation of a GenBank genome assembly. Lineage: Eukaryota; Metazoa; Arthropoda; Insecta; Coleoptera; Chrysomelidae.
CAGGUACCUACAUUAAAAUGUAUUAAAUUAAAUUUCUUAGGCUGAGUUGACGUACGUUUACAAUGAUAAAUAAUUUAAAUUUUGAUAAAAAUAUUUGGGUACGUGGAUGUGGUAAUUGAUGAUAAAAGAUAGUUUUUUUUUGUACGUUGUUUAAAACGGUAAUUAACUUCCAGAAGAUGGAUCAAGAAGAGCCAAUAUAUCAAGGAUUUGUACUGUUACCGCCUGUUGGAAAAUUAAUUAAGAAAUCAUGGACGCAAAAGUAUUGUAUGUUGUUCAAAGCCAGCAAAUUUUGGAACAAAAGACUAGAAAUAUACGAUACGCAAGACUCAGAAGAAGCCAGCAAGUUUAUAUCAUUAGAAAAUUGCAUAAAAGUACAUUCAACCUCUCUUAUAACUUUUGUUGUGACCAUUAGAAGUAAUAAUAAUGCCACUAGGAAUACCUACGAAUUUGGUACAGCAUCGGAAUACGAUAACACUGAAUGGAUCACCGCCAUAAAAUCUGUAACCUUUCCGGACGAAGUAUCUAAAACAACCAGCAUCGAGAAAAAUAAUAAUACGGUUUGUUCAUUUGGAGAGACCGUGUUCAAUGUCAAACUCCAUUCCUCAACCGUGUCGAAUAGAUGUGGUCUCGAAAGUAAAAAUUAUGCAUUGGUGGUUACUCAAACUGCCUUACAACUUAGGAACAUUAUGGACAGUAAAGUGUUGUAUAACUGGCCAUAUUUAUACAUCAGACGGUACGGCUUUAGAAACGGAAAGUUUGCUUUUGAAGCCGGGAGGAAGUGUAAAUCUGGAGAAGGAAAUUUCUAUUUGGAGCAUCCAAAUCAUAAUGUAAUAUUUUGGUGCCUUGUCAAUAAAAUAGAAUCAAUGAAAAGUCUCCUUUACGGCGAAACCUCGUCUCCAGUCCUAGAUAGCGAAUUCCAACUUGAUGCCGCAUUGUCCAUUGAAGCUACAUCGAGAAAUCCGUCAAACUUGAUAAAAUUGGAACAAUCGAAACCGUUCGUUCCAAGGAAACCGGAACUUUAUCCAAAGCCUGUCUUGAAAUUAAAACCCGCCAAGCCUUCUAGAAAAUGUUUAUCCGUUACCAAAUCGACUAGCGAAUCUGAAUCAUUGGAUGUAUCUGUUCAGAAAUAUGAUCAGACUGAGAACAAGUGCCUUGAAAAUAGAGUGGAAGCAUUGAAAAAACUUCUUUUGGGUGAAGGCACGUCUCCAAUUUUAGAUAACGGGUACAUCCUACUUGGUAAAGCACUCUCCGUGGGAGCCGAAUCAAGAAUUCCGUUACCGCCGACAGCAUCGCCAACGAUAAAUUCGUUAUUAUCACAGUCGGACCCAACUAUAUCUGGCACAAUUUCUAGUAAACAUUCUUCGAUAGAAUUGGAGACAUCUAAACCGUUGGUUCUAAAGAAACCGGUACCGAAACCAAGGUCAAUCCUGAAAUUGAAACCCAUCAAGCCAAGAAAAUGUUUACCCGUUAUGAAAUCAUCGGGUGUAUCUUUUCAGAAAUAUGAUCAGAUUGAGAACAGCGUAAAUGCCUGGCAAAUGGACGUGCCCGAACCGCCUUCGUUCAAUGAAUACGAACAGGGUUUGUUCGUCGAUGAACCAGAUGAAGGGGGCGAUAAGAAAGAGGACGACAAUGUUCCUCAUCAGUUCUACAACGAGGAAGAGUACGCUGUCAUAAAUAAACCAAAACAAGUCUAGUCUAGUCAGUUUUUCGGUCUUUCUUUUUUAAAAUUAGUUUAUUUUUUGUUUUAAAUAUAAAAUGUGCCUGGCCAAGCUGCCUGCUUGAUUUUUUAUAUAAUCUUUUAGAUCGCUUUUUAUUGGUUUAUAAAAAUAUGUCCUGCAUAAAGAUGAUCUCGUAAACUGUUAAGGCCCCCAUUCACAUCACUCCAAAUGGAAUAAAUCGUUCGGACGUUUGCAUCGUUUAGAAACUGUUCAUUCACGGUCAUUCCAAAUGGAUGCGUGAAUAAUGUAGUUUUUUGUAUUGUGGGAUUCACAGACAACUCGGUGUUUUUCAUUCAUAUACAGUCUGGAUAUUCAGCAGAACUGCGCUGCUGUACAUUCAAUUUUUAACAUUCAGGGAGGGAUUUUGAAAUGCAGUCACUCAUUUUGAACAUUUUGCGUGCUCGUGAAUGGGGGCCUUUGGUUAAACGGG